AGACUUCCACCAGCGCGAGCGUCAACGAGCGGGGUUGUGACAGCCAGAGACACCGGUUGAAGCUGACUUGUCCCCGGCCACUCAUUACCGCCGCAAGUCUAAAAGGAGGUAAUCUCCACUCAAGCGACCAGAGAGGGCUCCUGUCUGUCGGCGUGAAGAGCCUUCGUCUCCCCCUCAGCCUCUCUGGAGCUGUCGCCUCGUCCUCGUCUGGCUCCAUAGUGGAACUCUAGCCCCUCCGUCAGGACCGUGGCAGAGUGUCGAGGACCGGCGGCCAGCGGGGCUCCAUGAGUGCGACGGGGCAGCAGCAAGGGGGGACCCUGCGCUCUCGUCGGGGGCUCUUGCGGGACAAGGAGCCCGCCGGGCAAGGCAUAGGCAUGGAGGCGAGUUGCUGGCUGGCCCCCGGGGUCUUGCGCCGGCUGAUUGAGCUGCCCUCGCCCCCCCUCUCCAGACACCAGCUAAAAAGGCUGGAGGAGCACAGGUACAGCAGUGCAGGCCGCUCGCUGCUGGAGCCUCUGAUGCAGCGUUACUGGGAGUGGUUGGUGGCUCGCGUUCCUGCCUGGAUCGCUCCCAACCUGAUCACCAUUAUUGGCCUGGCUACCAACAUCUUCACCACACUGGUGCUGGUCUACUACUGCCCUACAGCCACCGAGCAGGCUCCUCUCUGGGCGUACCUGCUGUGUGCGGUGGGUCUCUUCGUGUACCAGUCGCUGGACGCCAUCGAUGGCAAGCAGGCCAGGCGCACCAACAGCAGCUCACCACUGGGGGAGCUCUUUGACCACGGCUGUGACUCCCUUUCCACCGUGUUUGUUGUGUUGGGGACCAGUAUAGCUGUGCAGCUGGGCACAAACCCGGACUGGAUGUUCUUCUGUUGCUUUGCUGGAAUGUUUAUGUUCUACUGCGCCCACUGGCAGACCUACGUGUCGGGAACGCUACGAUUUGGCAUCAUCGACGUGACAGAGGUGCAGCUCUUCAUCAUCACCAUGUACCUGCUGGCCGCUGUGGGAGGCUCUUCGCUCUGGCAGUCACUGAUUCCCAUCCUAAAUAUCCAGAUGAAAAUGGUUCCUGCCAUUUUCACAUUUUUAGGAGCCAUCUUCUCCUGCACCAAUUACUUCCGAGUUAUCUUCACAGGAGGCGUGGGCAAGAACGGCUCCACAAUAGCGGGAACCAGCGUCCUCUCUCCCGUCCUGCACAUUGGUUCUGUUAUAGUCCUGGCCAUCAUGAUUUACAAGAAGUCUUCUGUCCAGCUGUUUGAGAAACACCCGUGUCUUUAUAUUCUGGCGUUUGGCUUCGUCUCCGCCAAAAUCACCAAUAAAUUAGUUGUAGCACACAUGACAAAAAGUGAGAUGCAUCUCCACGAUUUAGCCUUCUUGGGACCAGGGCUCCUCUUCCUCAAUCAGUAUUUCAAUAGUUUUAUUGACGAGUACCUAGUGCUGUGGAUUGCACUGGUCAUUUCCUUGUUCGACCUGGUGCGCUACAGUAUCAGCGUCUGCAACCAGAUCGCCAGCCACCUCCACAUCUUCGUCUUCAAGAUCAAGCCGUGUUCCGUCCUCGGCUCGCCCAAGCACUGAGCUCCCUCUCGACCGUCACUGAAUCCACCAUCAGUCGCUCUCGCCCCUCCUGUUCCCACAUAGGCCGCCGUGUAAAAUGAAUGUCAGGACAAAUCAUCUGUCCUAAUGGUACUGCAGUGUGUUUUCUUUCCACACAGGACAUUGUUCAGGUGCUACCACACCAGGGAAUCCACUCCCUGCGAGAAAAGGUCACCACUCCGACUCUUAAAUGUUCUGUCGUUACAUUCUGCUACUGUAAAUACAAAGCUAUGACUUCUUUCUUCAGACCCUCUGCAGAGAACCUAUUAUUAUUAUUAUUAGUGUACAUUCUGUUCACUGAUUAUUUACUGAUCCUAUUUGUAUUUAUUUGCCAACGUGGCUGCAGCGUUGUUGUCAUUGUAAGAACACUCAGCAGCCAACUUUCUUUUCGCCUCGAUGCUCAAGCAGCGGCCCGAAUCGUCUUACGCACUUUUGAUCUUUGUUCAAAUUUAGGUUGGCUAACCAGCGGUUUCUUCACAGGUCAGCAGCAAGUAAGUACAGUACAGUACAGGCCAAAAGUUUGGACACACCUUCUCCUCGGUUUUUUUAAUUUUCAUGACUAUUUACAUUGUAGAUUGUCACAUCACAACUAUGAAUGAACACACGUGGAGUUAUGUACUUAACAAAAAAAGGUGAAAUAACUGAGAACAUGUUUUAAAUUCCAGUUUUUUUUCUCACUCUUGGCAUUCUCUGGAUGAGCUUCAAGCACAUCUGUGAAGUGAAAAACAUUUCAGGGGACUACCUCUUAGAAUAGAAUAGAAAGUACUUUAUUGAUCCCUGGGUGAAAUUCACCACAAUUCGCUCACAAUAGACAACAAACACUUGGGUAUUUUUCACGUGUGAAUAAUAUAAAUACAGUCUAUUAUACAGCAUUAUUCACAUGUGAAUAACAUACAUACAGUCUAUUAUACAGCAUUAUUCACAUGUAAAUAACAUACAUACAGUCUAUUAUAGAGCAUUAUUCACAUGUGAAUAAUAUAAAUACAUUAUACAUUUACAGUACAUGUGCAGUACUUGAAGCUCAUCAAGAGAAUGCCAAGGCUGUGCAAAGCAGUAAUCAGAGCAAUGGGUGGCUAUUUUGAAGAAACUAGAAUAUAAAACAUGUCAGUUAUUUCACCUUUUUUUUGUUCCACACGUGUUCAUUCAUAGUUCUGAUGUGACAAUCUACAAUGUAAAUAGUCAUGAAAAUAAAGAAAACGCAUUGAAUGAGAAGGUGUGUGCAAACUUUUGGCCGGUACUGUACCUGUGGAAAACUGGUUUUGCUGGUUUAUAGCUGGAAACUUCAGAUGCACACCAUUUAGUGGGAUGUCUUAUAUCUGGUGCCGCUUCUAGCAACUUCCUGGCGGUCCACAUUGGCAUUAUCCCUGCUACAUUCCAAUCAAACUGACGGUCGCUAAGGAUUGAAAAGACACGGCCUCAUCUAAUAUUCCUAUAUCGCUCACUAUUAACAGGCUGCCACUCACCUUUCUUCAUUUUGCACAUUGUGCCUGUUUCUUGUUUUGAGCCGCAGCAAAGAGUAUCUAUAAUGUUGACUGUUGUCGUCUUAACGUGGGCCCUCGAAAGGUUUAUUUCACCCAAAUCUUCAAAAUCAUUUGUCUUCUAAUGCCUUCAGGUGGAAUAUCUAGGGAAUGGUCAUAACUCUUUGUAGAAUAAAGAUGUCAAGUUCAGACGGGAGAGCAGUCGGUGUUGUUACCAACGUCUUUGUUUGGAGUAUUUUAAGUCCACAUGUGCAUGAAUUGGAUUGAGAAACCACAUCCAGUAUAAGAAAGAAAAGGUCAUGUAGAAUAAAAAAAAAUAAAGCCAUUAUUUUUUAUGAGAUCAAA
Molecule: messenger RNA, 3409 nt
Organism: Nerophis lumbriciformis (worm pipefish)
Lineage: Eukaryota; Metazoa; Chordata; Actinopteri; Syngnathiformes; Syngnathidae
Gene: cept1b
Product: choline/ethanolamine phosphotransferase 1b
Biological process (GO): phosphatidylethanolamine biosynthetic process
Cellular component (GO): endoplasmic reticulum membrane; Golgi apparatus
Molecular function (GO): diacylglycerol cholinephosphotransferase activity; ethanolaminephosphotransferase activity
Source: RefSeq, a predicted model, not a curated record